Molecule: messenger RNA, 1534 nt
Organism: Hippopotamus amphibius kiboko
Lineage: Eukaryota; Metazoa; Chordata; Mammalia; Artiodactyla; Hippopotamidae
Gene: ATG101
Product: autophagy related 101
Exons: 4
Coding region: 446-1102 (218 amino acids)
Biological process (GO): autophagy; autophagosome assembly
Cellular component (GO): phagophore assembly site
Source: RefSeq, a predicted model, not a curated record
UGGCGCCUCCCGGGAGGGCGGUGGCGUGGCCCGUGGGUCGCGGACGGGGAUUCGGGGAGGGGGGAGGUCGUUCUAGCCGUGUGCCCCCGUCUCCGGUGCAAACGCUGGCGCGCCGCUCCCGAGACCCGGAGGAGUCCGCUCCUCCCGCGUCCCUGGACCGCGGAGCCUAUCUCUUACGGCUCGUCGCGCGCGCGGAGGUUGCAGCGCACCUGCGGAGAUCGCCCCUGCGGAGAUCGCCCCUGCGGAGGGCAUACCUGCGGAGAUCGCCCCUGCGGAGAUCGCACCUGCGGAGGGCGUACCUGCGCGUGAGGAGGAGGAAGGGCAAGAUCCAGCCUGAGUGACCGGCGCCGCAGUCUCUCCGCGUACGGGUGGCCCCCCCGGGUCAGGUGAAGCUCCCCCGUCUUUACUCUUGUCCCUUACCCCAGCGUGGGCCACUGGCUGCAAGAUGAACUGCCGCUCCGAGGUGCUGGAGGUGUCGGUGGAGGGGCGGCAGGUGGAGGAGGCCAUGCUGGCCGUGCUGCACACGGUGCUCCUGCACCGCAGCACCGGCAAGUUCCACUACAAGAAGGAGGGCACCUACUCCAUCGGCACCGUGGGCACCCAGGACGUUGACUGCGACUUCAUCGACUUCACCUACGUGCGCGUCUCCUCCGAGGAGCUGGACCGCGCCCUGCGCAAGGUCGUCGGGGAGUUCAGGGAUGCUCUGCGCAACUCCGGGGGUGAUGGGCUGGGGCAGAUGUCCUUGGAGUUCUAUCAGAAGAAGAAGUCUCGCUGGCCUUUCUCAGACGAGUGCAUCCCCUGGGAAGUAUGGACGGUCAAGGUGCACGUGGUAGCCCUGGCAACGGAGCAGGAGCGGCAGAUCUGCCGGGAGAAGGUGGGCGAGAAGCUCUGCGAGAAGAUCAUCAACAUUGUGGAGGUGAUGAACCGGCACGAGUACCUGCCCAAGAUGCCCACGCAGUCGGAGGUGGACAACGUGUUUGACACAGGCUUGCGGGAUGUGCAGCCCUACCUCUACAAGAUCUCCUUCCAAAUCACCGAUGCCCUGGGCUCCUCUGUCACCACCACCAUGCGCAGGCUCAUCAAAGAUACUCUAGCCCUCUAGGCCUCGCUGGAGCCUUGGGCGCUCCUUGAUGGCUUGUGGACCUUGGCUUCUGGGGAUCGUACUGUUAGGCCCUUGGGGCUCUGGAGCCUGCGCCGGGUCCUUGAUGAGACUUGGAAGGGCCACCCCUGGCUUCCUUGUUGUGUGGUUGCCAGUCUGGUCAUCCUCGUCACCUUCACUGACGGUCAAGUCCGGCCUACACUGUCUCUCCGCACCCCUGGUGGGGGUCCCCUUUCCUACACUGUACAGAGGAGCUGUCACUAGAUGGUGAAUAAAGCUGAGAAGUGAGUUUGGUUGAGCCAUCUCUCCCUUGGCUGGCGUUGUGCCCUGAAACAGUAACACUUUUGGCAGACCUGCCAGGACACACGUGUGUGUUGAGGGCCUUAUUCCAAGGUGAGGGGCGUGGGUGGAUGGGAUUAAAGACAGAUUAAUGCU